UAGCAGAAAUUGCUGAGCUUGAACCCAACCACAUCAUGGACGAACGCUACAGAUUUUCAAUUCUUGUCACUGAAGUUAUCCUAUCAAGUGACUGGUGGUACAAAAGUUGCAAAGACUGUCGAAAGAAAGUUCAAAUGGAAGGCGACACGUAUAAAUGCUCACGUUGCAUCACCACUGUUCCUAUGCCGAGAUACAAAAUAUCACUGAAUGCCAUCGAUGCGGACGCAAAAAGGCACGAAGACUCGCCAUUUGCUCGGUUCAUAUUUUGGGGCCAGCAGGGAGAAAUCCUCACAGGAAAGCAAGUACUGAUUUUAGUAGCAGAAGCCAACAGCAGGGCGGAGUAUACGCCACCCGAACUGACCGGUUUGGUUGGCAAAAAAUUUACUGUCAUUGCAACACCUACUAGAGACUCCCUCGACGGAGAGCAUAUGUUCUACCAGGUAGAAAGUACCGAACCAUUGUUCGAGCCAGCAAACCCAGAGAACGCUCAACCACCGACCGAAGAAACACAGGGUGAAAAUGAAUCACAAGACAACACGCUUGAGGCCACACCCCCGCCUUCUCCUUCUGCUGCAAAGGAAGAAGAAAACGACUCAACAGGCAAGAGAAGGAAACGCAACGACCACCUUUCCAAUAAAAACAAAAGAGGAACAAAGAAAGACCUAUUCGGUCAGCAGCCAGCCCACGCUGGCACCGAGUACACCGACCAGAACUAG
Molecule: messenger RNA, 716 nt
Organism: Triticum dicoccoides
Lineage: Eukaryota; Viridiplantae; Streptophyta; Magnoliopsida; Poales; Poaceae
Exons: 5
Coding region: 36-716 (226 amino acids)
Source: RefSeq, a predicted model, not a curated record